AUGGGCUCCUCUGCCAAUGGGUUACCCUCUGCAGAGCACCCCGAUCUGGUGCUCACACAGUCGACCAAGGCUGAGCUGCAACAUGUCUGGGGACUCCACCAUCCCAUGUGGGGCCCUGCACUGAAGAUCGAGGAAUAUCUCGCGCGAGAGGAGUUUCUCAUGACGGUGCCUCUGGCCAAGAAUGGAGGAGUUACACACUGGAUCCUGACGGACAAGAAUGCUCCCGCAGACAACAGACCGAUCUACGCAAGCUGCGAGUCGCUACGCAAGCGGGCCCUCGCCAGCCGGCUCGGCGCAGACGGGCCGGUGGUGCAAGACGGAAUUGCCCACGGGGUGGCCUCUGUCUUCACCAACCCAGAGUACCGCGGUAAAGGCUAUGCAUCACGGAUGAUGAAGGAGCUGGGCCCGAUCCUGGCGGAAUGGUCAGAAGGAAAGCAAAACAUCCAGGGGGGCCAGGGCGAGCAGAACGGAAACGCACGGUCACUGUUCUCGGUGCUGUACUCUGACAUCGGCAAGACCUUCUACGCCAAGACGGGAUGGGAAGCAUUUGAGAGCACUCACCUUUCGUUCAAGCCGGCUGCUGCAGGGACUGAGGCGCGACCGUCAGGCGUGAAGCUGUUGGGCUACCACGACCUCGCCAUGUUGUGCCACCUGGACGAGAACCUCCUGAGGGGCAAGAUGCAGCAGCAGGCGAGGGCGCUCCCCUCGAGCGACAAGAAGGUUUGCGCGGCGCUGGUGCCGGAGCUGGACCAGAUCCUCUGGCACCUCAUGCGCGAGGACUUUAUGACGAAACACAUUUUCCACAAGAUCCCCGAGGCCAGGGGCGCGCUGUUCGGCGAGCCGGGCAGGAGGAUCUGGGCGGUGUGGACGAGGGGCUACUACGGCGGCCUGGACAAGAUCGAGGGCAAUACGUUCCACAUCCUCCGCUUCGUGGUCGAGGACGAAAACAGCUCGGAGGACUAUGUCGCCGAGGGCUUCAGCGCCAUCAUCCGGGUCGCGCAGGCCGAGGCUGCCGAGUGGCGGUCGUUCGACAUCCAAAUGUGGAACCCUUCGGGGCUGUUGAGGCGGGCGGUCGACAGGAGCGGCAUCGAGUAUGGCUUUGUCGACAGGGAGAAGGACAGCAUCGCGAGUCUGAUGUGGUACGGGGAUGAGCCGACGGCGGCGGUGGACUGGGUUGCCAACGAAAAGUAUGCAUGGAAUUAG
Molecule: messenger RNA, 1203 nt
Organism: Diaporthe batatas
Lineage: Eukaryota; Fungi; Ascomycota; Sordariomycetes; Diaporthales; Diaporthaceae
Exons: 1
Coding region: 1-1203 (400 amino acids)
Source: RefSeq, a predicted model, not a curated record